Messenger RNA from Helianthus annuus (common sunflower), 606 nucleotides. RefSeq lists its product as uncharacterized. The transcript has a single exon. Gene Ontology annotation, molecular function: zinc ion binding; nucleic acid binding. NCBI's taxonomy places the organism in Eukaryota, Viridiplantae, Streptophyta, Magnoliopsida, Asterales, Asteraceae. The record is from RefSeq and is a predicted model, not a curated record. Bases 1 to 606 code for a protein of 201 amino acids.
AUGUCCCGCCUAGUUCCCUAUUUAGUCACCCCCGAACCUAAACGCAUAACGCGUUUUAUUGGAGGCCUAGCACCAGAAAUUAAGGGAAAUGUUACGGCAUCUAGGCCUACCACAUAUAGGUCCGUGGUGGACUUAUCCUUAUCUCUCACUUUAGAUGCAAUCAGGAAUAAGUCUGUUAAGACUUCUGGCGAGGGAAAAAGGAAAGGAGAAGAGGAAAACUCUCAUCGAUCUAACAAGAAGAAGAAGGGAAAUUCUGAACACAGGAAGGAUUCCGAGUUCAAGAAAAACUCAAGUCAGUUUAAUAGCAGACCCAAAUGCAGUAACUGUAGAAAGCGUCAUUCUGGAAAAUGUACGAUUGACCCACAUGCUAAACUAUGUGGGAUUUGCAAGACCAAGGGUCACAAGACGUUAGAAUGCAAGGAGUUGAAGAACGCGACUUGUUACAACUGUAACGAGGAAGGGCACGUCAAAACCAAUUGCCCAAAGCUUGCAAAGAAGCCUGAAGAUGCCAAGAAAAUAAACGCGCGAGUCUUCCAGAUGAACGCCCAGGAGAUAGUGCAGAAUGAUAACGAUAUAACAGGUACCCUUCUUAUCAAUAAGGUUUAG